GAAUGCGCUUGAAUUCUGCCAAUAGAAUAACGCUCACUACGUAUUAUGGUGACUUUGUACCUUAUGUAAUAGUUGUAACCCCGUUGUUGUUUACCAUACAGUAAUAUUUAACGCCCUUACUUCAGUUUUAUCAUUUAUUUCACUGGAAUAUUUUUGAACAAUGUCAGGAAUUGUAAACUUUGUUGCAAGAACGUUUGUGGGAAGACAUGCUGUUAAACUGUCAGAAUCCAGUCUUUCAUGCAUCAGUCGAAGCAUUAGUUCUGGUGUUCAGUUGUGUUCCCCCCGAGUGCAACAACCGGCACCAGAUUUUCGUGGGAUGGCUGUAGUGAAUCAAGAAUUCAAAGAAAUCAGAUUAGCAGAUUAUAAAGGAAAAUAUCUUGUCCUCUUUUUCUACCCUCUUGAUUUCACAUUUGUAUGUCCAACAGAAAUAAUUGCAUUCAGUGAGAGGAUCCAAGAUUUCAAAGCAAUUAACACUGAAAUUGUUGGUGUUUCUACAGACUCGCAUUUCAGCCAUCUUGGUUGGAUUAACACACCUCGAAAAGCUGGUGGACUAGGUCCAAUAACCUAUCCCCUACUAUCAGACUUCAGCAAGAAAAUAGCUCGCGAUUAUGACAUCCUUGUCGAGGAAGAUGGAGUGGCUCUGCGAGGACUGUUCAUCAUCAAUCCCAAGGGAAUCCUCAUCCAGAUUACAGUGAAUGAUCUUCCAGUUGGACGCAGUGUGGAUGAAACAUUAAGGCUUGUUAAAGCUUUUCAGUUUGUGGAAAAACAUGGAGAGGUUUGUCCAGCGAACUGGAAACCAGAUUCUCCAACAAUCACACCUGAUCCUAAAGGCUCAAAGAAAUAUUUUGAGAGUGUAAACAAGUAAAAUGUUAUUGGAGGAUCAGUAAAUUGUACGGGUAAUUCCUGUUCAGCUUCUCUGGGUAACUGCAAGAAAUGUGACUGUGAUCAUAAUUACUACAUGUAUUUUUCUGUUUAAUGUAUACAUACUAUAUCUGCUAUGUUUUAAGUAGAAUGGGAGAACAUCAAUUGCAUUAAAAACUUUGUAACCAUA
Molecule: messenger RNA, 1051 nt
Organism: Cryptotermes secundus
Lineage: Eukaryota; Metazoa; Arthropoda; Insecta; Blattodea; Kalotermitidae
Product: peroxiredoxin 1
Exons: 7
Coding region: 161-865 (234 amino acids)
Biological process (GO): cellular response to stress; response to oxidative stress; hydrogen peroxide catabolic process
Cellular component (GO): mitochondrion; cytosol
Molecular function (GO): thioredoxin peroxidase activity
Source: RefSeq, a predicted model, not a curated record